Molecule: messenger RNA, 377 nt
Organism: Ornithodoros turicata
Lineage: Eukaryota; Metazoa; Arthropoda; Arachnida; Ixodida; Argasidae
Product: PI-actitoxin-Aeq3a-like
Exons: 5
Coding region: 78-377 (99 amino acids)
Molecular function (GO): serine-type endopeptidase inhibitor activity
Source: RefSeq, a predicted model, not a curated record
UAAGAAGCCUCUACGCCUUGAGUGGCUUCGGUCGUUCCCUUGCAGCUUCCCCGAAAGAGAAACACAAGUGAGGAACAAUGAAGUGUGUGCUGUCGUUCCUGGUCGCAAUAUGCGUUGCGGUCCAGGCUUCCGUAGCCUACGAAUACAGCUACAUUGACCAACUGCGCAUGGCACGCACGCACGCUGACGGAGGUGACGCGACAGAAAUCUGUCGUCUUCCCAAGGAUGUAGGACCAUGUAAAGGAUACUUCCCCAAGUAUUAUUUUGAUGUGGAUCAAGGUCAAUGCAAGGAGUUCAUCUACGGCGGUUGUUACGGAAACCUCAAUAACUUCGACACGUACAACGAAUGUAAGAAGACUUGCGGAGGGUUCUCGUAA